CCACCAUGGGGCUAAGAGCGGCCAGCCUCUUCCUCCUCUGGCUGGCUCUUUCCUCUGCUUAUGAAAUAAAAAAAGGAAGGACAAGAAACCAUGGCCACUAUGUCUGCAGCACUUGGGGAAACAACCACUUCAAAACUUUUGAUGGCGACGUCUACCAAUUCCCUGGCGUUUGCGAGUAUAAUUUUGUUUCCGACUGCCGAGAUGCUUACAAGGAAUUCUCUGUCCACAUCCAGCGUGCUCUCAACAGCAAUGGCCAUCCUGAGAUCCAGUAUAUUCUGAUGAAAAUCAAGGAUAUAACCGUCUACCUCAAACCAAACCUGGUUGUGGUGGAUGGGCGGAUUGUGAAGACACCUUACUACUCCUCUGGUGUCUUCAUUGAGGCCAGUGAAAUUUACACCAAGAUUUAUGCCAAAUUAGGCAUGGUUCUGAUGUGGAACCAGCAGGAUGCCCUGAUGGUGGAGCUGGACAACAAAUUUAAUAACCAUACCUGUGGUCUCUGUGGGGAUUACAAUGGAAUUCAAAUCUACAAUGAGUUCAUCAAAGGAGACACAAGCUACAACUCAAUUACAUUUGGGAACAUGCAGAAGAUCAGCAAACCCACUGCCAAAUGUGAAGAUCCAGAUGAAACCCAGGCUCUUCCAAGCUGUAAUGAGCAUCGUGAUGAGUGUCACAGGUUGCUGACUUCCCCUGCAUUUGCUGAUUGUCGGCUACGGCUUAAUUUGGAAAUGUACAUCCAAGCCUGCAUGCAGGACAAGUGUGCCUGUAAUGGGAAGACAGACUCCUUCUGCCUCUGCAGCACCAUCUCUGAGUAUUCCCGCCAGUGUUCGCACGCAGGGGGCCGCCCAAGAGAAUGGAGGACAGAGAGCUUCUGCCCCAAGAGCUGUCCUGCUACCAUGGUCUACAGAGAAAGCAGCUCACCCUGCAUGGAUACUUGCUCACACUUGGACAUCAGCAGCCUUUGUGAGGAGCACUACAUGGAUGGCUGUUUCUGCCCUGAAGGAACUGUGUAUGAUGAUAUCAGUGAAAAAGGCUGCAUCCCUGUUAGCCAGUGCCACUGCAAACUUGGUGGAAAGACCUAUGCACCUGGAGAAAGGAUUUCCAAAGAAUGUGAAGAAUGCACCUGUAAUUCAGGCAGAUGGACCUGCAAAGACCUAGACUGUCCAGGCACAUGCUCAGUGGAAGGAGGUUCCCAUAUUUCCACCUUUGAUGGGAAGAAAUACACCUUCCAUGGAGACUGCUACUAUGUGUUGGCCAAGGGUACUGAAAAUGAGAAUUAUGCUCUCCUGGCAGAGCUGGCUCCCUGUGGCUCCACAGACAAACAGACCUGCUUGAAGACUGUUGUGCUGUUAGCAGAUAACAAAAAGAAUGUGGUGGUUUUCAGAUCAGAUGGCAGCGUGCUCCUGAAUGACAUGACAGUGAAUGUGCCUCAUGUGUCAGCCAGCUUCUCAGUAUUCAAGCCGUCUUCCAACUACUUUGUUGUACAAACUUCUUUUGGGCUUCAGAUGCAGAUCCAGCUGUUUCGAGUCAUGCAGCUGUUUGUGACUGUGGAUCAAUCAGUUAAAGGAAAACUUCAAGGUCUUUGUGGAAACUUCAAUGGAGUGGAAGGUGAUGACUUUAGAACAACCAGCGGGCUGAUUGAGGCUACAGGAUCUGCCUUUGCUAACACAUGGAAAGCUCAGUCCACCUGCUCAGACCAGGCAGAAAAGCUGGAAGACCCCUGCAGUCUCAGCAUUGAAAGUGCAAAUUAUGCUGAGCAUUGGUGUUCUUUGCUGAGAAACCCAAAGGGUCCUUUUGCAAGAUGUCACUCAGCCAUUGAUCCUUCAGAAUACUAUAAGAAAUGUAAAUAUGACACCUGCCUCUGUGAAGACAAUGAAGAAUGUUUGUGUGCUGCCCUGUCCUCUUACUCAAGAGCCUGUGCUUUCAAAGGGAUCAUACUGGGAAACUGGAGAAACAGUGUCUGCAGCAGCGAAGCAUCUUCUUGCUCAGGAAAUCAAGUCUUCCUUUACAAUCUUACAAUGUGCCAGCAAACCUGUCGUUCCCUUGCUGAUGGUGAAAAGUAUUGCUUGCAAGACUUUGCUCCUGUGGAUGGCUGUGGCUGCCCAUCCAAUACAUACUUGGAUAACCAGGAUAACUGUGUGCCCAUCUCCCAGUGCCCAUGUUAUUACAAGGGCUCAUACCUGGAACCUGGGGAAUAUUUCACAAAAGAUGGAGAACGCUGUGUUUGCCGAAAUGCUAAGAUCCAGUGCACUUCAGUGAAAAUAAAAAUGAGAAGUGAAGAAGCAUGUUCUUCCAACAAGACAUACUUUGACUGCAGUGCAUCCUCAAAGUGGAGUUCACAAACACCUCUACAGCUUAGCUGUCAUACUCCUCAAACUGAUCAUUUCCAGGCAGAGUGUGUCUCAGGCUGUGUGUGUCCUGAAGGUCUAUUUGAUGAUGGCAGAGGGGGCUGUGUUGAGCAAAAAGAUUGCCCAUGCAUUCAUAACAAUGAGUUGUAUUCUUCUGGACACAAGAUAAAAGUGGACUGCAACACUUGCACCUGCCAGAAAGGGCUUUGGAAAUGCACUGAUGACGUGUGCUAUGGGACUUGCACAAUAUAUGGAAGUGGCCAUUAUAACACUUUUGAUGGGAAAUUCUAUGACUUUGAUGGGAGCUGUGAAUAUGUGGCUGCUCAGGACUUCUGUGGCGACAAAAAUUCCAGUGGCUCAUUCAGUAUCAUCACAGAGAAUGUCCCUUGUGGAACUACAGGAGUCACCUGCUCAAAGGCUAUCAAAAUGUUCCUAGGGAAAACUGAACUGAAAUUGGAGAACAAAGAGUACAAAGAAAUUCAGCGAGAUGUUGGUGAUGAUGUGCAGUAUUGGAACAGGACAGUCGGGCUGUACUUGGUUAUUGAGGCUAGCAAUGGUGUGAUGCUGAUCUGGGACAAGAAGACCACUGUUUUCAUCAAGCUGAGCCCUGAUUACAAAGGCAAAGUGUGUGGUCUGUGUGGCAACUUUGAUGACAAGGCAAACAACGAUUUUACAACAAGGAGUGGACUGCAGGACUCUAAUCCUCUGAUUUUUGGAAAUUCCUGGAAACAAUCUCCCAUGUGCCCAGAUGUCACAAAAGAGAUUAAGCCCUGUGAUCUGAAACCACACCGGAAAUCCUGGGCAGAGAAAGAAUGCAGCAUCAUCCAGAGCGAAGUCUUCGAAAUUUGUCACUCCAAGGUGAACCCACUUCCUUUCUAUGAAGCUUGUGUUCAUGAUGCCUGCUCUUGUGACAGUGGUGGAGAUUGCGAGUGCUUCUGCUCUGCAGUUGCAGCGUACGCCCAAGAGUGCAUCAAGGCUGAGGCCUGUGUUUUCUGGAGAACUCCUGAUAUCUGCCCCAUAUUCUGUGACUACUACAACCCUCGCAAUGAGUGUGACUGGCACUACGAGCCUUGUGGCAGUAAUAUCACAACCUGCAGGAUGAUCAAUAACGUCAGCACCAACUUUACAAUACCACUACUGGAAGGCUGCUACCCCAGAUGCCCUAAGGACAAGCCUAUUUAUAAUGAAGAGACAAAGGAAUGUGUGACUGAAGACAAAUGUGGAUGUUACCUCGAGGAUGGAACCCAUGUACCCCCUGGGCAAGAAGUAGUCACAGAAGACAACUGUACAAUAUGUGUCUGUGUCCCAUCAGGAUCCAUACAGUGUAAACCAGUCCCAGGGUGUCCUUGUAUCAUCAAUGGAACACGUUAUGAAGUGGGUGAAGUUAUCGGAAAAGUACAGGAUGGCGACAUAUGUAUAAUAUACAUUUGUGCAGAAGAUGGUACUACAAAUAUUACGAUCGUGCCUUGUCCAACAACUUCACCUACAACCAUUUCAACCUCCUUCCCUUCCAGCACUCUUACCACCACCACCACCACAGUUUCCACUACGAGCCAUCCAGUAACUACAACUCCUUGCUUUGGACUGAUCUGUGAGUGGACUGAGUGGUUUGAUGUUAGCAAACCUGAAGAAGGUGAUGGUGACUAUGAAACAUACGAGGAAAUAAGAAACCAUGGAAACAAAAUAUGUAGAGCUCCUGAAAAAAUUGAAUGCAGGGCUAAGGAUAAACCUGAUGUGAGCUUAGAAGAACUUGGUCAGAAAGUCCAGUGUAAUGUUACAUAUGGGCUAAUCUGUAAAAAUGAUGAGCAAGAUGUAACUAUGUGGCAACUUUGCUAUAAUUAUGAAAUCAGAGUAAACUGUUGUGAGUGGCAAGAAAUACCUUGUGAGCCUACAACUACACCUACUACACCACAAACUACAACUUCAACCACCAUCAAGACAAUACCCACCACCACUACAAUCAGGACUUCAACCACACCUAUAGCCGAGCCUACCACAAGCACACCCAGCACAGCAUCCCCAACAACAGAAUUGCCAACCACUCCCCCACCACCAGAGACUCCCAUCACCACCACCCCCACUACCACCACCACCACCACCAGAGGACCAACGACAACAACAACUGUUCCACCAACAACCACCACAGUUACAGAAGGCACAACGAGCACAGCAUCCCCCACAACAGAAUUGCCAACCACUCCUCCACCACCAGAGACUCCCAUCACCACGACUACCACCACCACUAUCACCACCACCACCCCCACCACCACUACCACCACCCCCACCACAGGACCAACGACAACACCCCCACCAGGCUGUGACUGCGUCUGGUCGGACUGGAUUGACAUGACUUACCCAAAUGCUUCUGACAAGGACAGUGGUGACUACGAAACCUUUGAGAACAUUUGGAAGAACUUCCCCUCCUGGGAGUGUGCAAAAGUUGAAAAUGUUUCUUGCCGAUCAGAGAAAUUCCCUAACAUUCCCAUUGCAGAUUUAGGGCAGAAAGUGGAAUGUAGUGUUGACGUAGGUCUCGUCUGUAACAAUAAAGACCAGCAGAUAGGAGGUAUAAUUCCAAUGCCAGUCUGCCUCAACUAUGAGAUCAGUGUCUGCUGCACCCCCAACCGCCCAGAGUGUCUUCCAACUCCAAGCACCCCGAGCACCCCAAGCACCACACCUUCCACAGCUUCACCCACAACGACCAGUGUGUCCACUCCAAGAUCAACAACCACUCCAACGCCAACACCAGAGACUCCCAGCAGUACCACCCCUACCACCACCACCACCACUACGACCACGAUGUCCCCCAGCACCCCCACCACCAGUGGCAGCACCUCACAGACAACACCAACUGUUCCUGUCUCAACUACACCCAUUUCAACUACUUCAAGCACAGCCACGCCCACACCAACAUACACCACCACCACACCAACUCCAGCCCCACCUACGUCCACACCGAGCACACCAAAAUCGACAACGACUCCCUCAACACCAGAGACUACCACCACCACCACCACCAGCCCUCCGAGCACAACAACCACUGUUCCUGGACCAACAACUACUACCUCAACUCCUGGAAGCACACCUCCACCCACACCGAGCACACCAGGAACACCGGAAACACCAGCUACUCCCACAACAACAACAACAUCUGAAACUCCCACCACCACUGCCAGCACCACGAUGCCCCCCAGCUCCACCACCAGCAUCAGCACCCCUAAGACAACAACGACUGUUACUGGAUCAUCAACAACCUCCUCAACUACUUCAAGCGCAUCCACACCCAUAGCAGAAUAUACGACCACUCUACCAACUCCAGGCACACCUCCACCCACACCGAGCACACCACAAUCGACAACGACUCCCUCAACACCAGAGACUACCACCACCACCACCACCAGCCCUCCGAGCACAACAACCACUGUUCCUGUACCAACACCAACACCCACUUUGACUACUUCAAGCACAUCCUCACCAACACCAACAUACACGACCACCCUACCGACUCCAACCCCACCUACGUCCACACCGAGCACACCAAAAUCGACAACGACUCCCUCAACACCAGAGACUACCACCACCACCACCACCAGCCCUCCGAGCACAACAACCACUGUUCCUGGACCAACAACUACUACCUCAACUCCUGGAAGCACACCUCCACCCACACCGAGCACACCAAAGUCGACAACAACUCCCUCAACACCAGAGACUACCACCACCACCACCACCAGCCCUCCGAGCACAACAACCACUGUUCCUGGACCAACAACUACUACCUCAACUCCUGGAAGCACACCUCCACCCACACCGAGCACACCAAAGUCGACAACAACUCCCUCAACACCAGAGACUACCACCACCACCACCACCAGCCCUCCGAGCACAACAACCACUGUUCCUGUACCAACACCAACACCCACUUUGACUACUUCAAGCACAUCCUCACCAACACCAACAUACACGACCACUCUACCAACUCCAGCCCCACCUACGUCCACACCGAGCACACCAAAAUCGACAACAACUCCCUCAACACCAGAGACUACCACCACCACCACCACCAGCCCUCCGAGCACAACAACCACUGUUCCUGUACCAACACCAACACCCACUUUGACUACUUCAAGCACAUCCUCACCAACACCAACAUACACGACCACUCUACCAACUCCAGCCCCACCUACGUCCACACCGAGCACACCAAAAUCGACAACAACUCCCUCAACACCAGAGACUACCACCACCACCACCACCAGCCCUCCGAGCACAACAACCACUGUUCCUGGACCAACACCCAGCUCAACUCCUGAAAAUAUUAUCACCAUAACCCAACCGGUUCCACCCACAGAAGCAAUAAAGGGUACCACAACACCUGAACCAGAGACGUCGACAAAGACAAACACUCCAGUUACUCCUUCAACUACCCCUCUGCCAACAACAAGAACAACAGAAGUAAGUACACCUACUGCAAGCACCACUAGUCAACAGUCAACAUCACCAGUGUCAACAAGCCCAGUGACAGCUACCACCUCUGAAGUCACUGAAACAACACCAACCACCAAGACCACCACUUCAGGUCCCACACCCUCAAGAUCCACCAGCACCACACCAGUAACAGAAACACCUUAUCAUGAGACCACUACCAUCAGGACCCCAAGCCCCCAAUCUACCACCACUUCCAGCCCUGGCACCACCACAACCUCGGGACCAAGCAGCACUACAGUAACACCACCACCAAUAACAACAACCACCAAGACCACCACUUCAGGCCCCACACCCUCAGUGUCCACUCCCCCCACCACCACAGGAGGAACCGAAAUAAGUACCCCAGGGACAACCUCUGCAACUGUUACUACUCCAACAACAUCACCUGCAUCAACCAGCCCUGUGUCAACCACCACCUCUGGUACUACUCCAACAGAAAGCUUUACCACCACUUCAGGAACCACCUCCGUCAAUGUAACCACCACCUCCACCACAUUCACAACCCUUCCCCCUAGCUCAACUACUACAUCUGGGCCAACUGCAACAUCAACUGCAGUCACCACUACAGGAAGUUCUACGCACAGUGCAACUCCUCCAGUUAAUGGCUCAAGUUCAACUACAAGUCUAACACCAACCACUCCUAAAAAGACUUGUACUAUUUUCCCUAAUGAAUCUUAUGAGCAAGGUGACUCAUGGUGGCUCUGUAACUGCACUAAGGCAAUAUGUAUAGAAGACAACAUUGUCCAGGUGAUUCCAGUAAUCUGCAAUCCACCUCCGAAACCCACAUGUGCCAAUGGACUGUCUCCUGUGCCAGUCAUUGAUGAGGAUGGAUGCUGUUGGCACUGGGAGUGUGAUUGCUACUGCACUGGCUGGGGAGAUCCACAUUACAUGACUUUUGAUGGAUUGUACUACAGCUUUCAAGGAAAUUGUACAUAUGUCCUUGUGGAAGAGAUCAUUAAGAACGUUGACACCUUUGGUGUCUACAUUGAUAACUACCAUUGUGAUACACGGGAUGUAGUGUCCUGUCCUCGAACGCUCAUUGUGAGACACGAGACUCAGGAAAUCAGGCUAAGAACAGCAGAACCAAAUACUCUACAAGUAGAGGUGACAGUAAACAACCAGCUCGUGGCUUUACCUUAUAAAAAGUUUGGCGUGAGCAUCUAUGAGUCAGGCAUAAAUCGUGUUGUGGAAAUUCCUGAGCUGAAAAUGAAUGUGACCUACAAUGGCUUGUCCUUUUCUAUCAGAAUGCCCUACAGCCUGUUUGGCAACAACACCCAGGGACAGUGUGGUACUUGCAAUAACAACACAGCAGAUGACUGCAUGCUGCCAGAUGGAAAAAUUAUAGAUAACUGUGAAAUCAUGGCAGAUCAUUGGCAAGUUAAUGAUCCUUCCAAACCACAGUGCUCUCCAAGCCUAGUUCCUACAGGUUCACCAAGCACAACACCAACACAGCCUUGCAAAGAAUCUUCCAUCUGCGAGCUUCUUUUGGGAAGUGUGUUCAAGCCAUGCCAUUCCUUUGUCCAGCCUGAAAAGUACUAUGCAGCCUGUGUUUUUGAUAGCUGUGUACUUCCCAACCUAGACCUGGAAUGCUCAAGUCUGCAGAUCUAUGCUGCCACCUGUGCUGAUCAAGGCGUGUGCAUUGACUGGAGAAAACACACCAAUGGUGUCUGCUCUCAUGAAUGUCCUCCUGGUAAAGAAUACAGAGCAUGUGGUCCUAUUAAAGAGAUGACCUGCAAAUCAAGAGGACAGAAUGACACAUCAACUAAACAAGUGGAAGGCUGUUUCUGUCCUAAUGGAACCAUGCUGUAUGACUCUGGUGUGGAUGUCUGCGUGAAAACUUGUGGCUGUGUUGGAGUGGAUAUGAUACCAAGAGAGUUUGGAGAAAAGUUUACAGUGGACUGUCAGGACUGCAUUUGCCUGGAAGGUGAACAUGGCAUUGUAUGUCAACCUCAUGUAUGUGAUCAGAAGAAGGUCACUUGUGAUGGAGAAGGCUUCUAUGAAGUCACCGAAGUCAAUCCUAAAGACCCCUGCUGCCCUCUUUUCACUUGCAAAUGCAAUACAAGCUUGUGCACAGCCAAAGCCCCCAAGUGCUCACUGGGAUUCGAAGUUCAUUCUCAUAUUCCCAGUGGUCAGUGCUGUCCUGUAUACCAAUGUGUUCCCAAGGGGGUUUGCGUACACGAGAAUGCUGAGUUCUUGCCCAACUCCUCAGUCUUUGUUGACAAGUGUCAGAAUUGUGUGUGCACAAACGAUGUUAACGUCAGCACUCAACUGAACAUCAUCUCCUGUCAACAUGUCCCCUGCAGCACAUACUGUGAACCAGGAUAUGAACUUAAACCAGUGAAAGGUGAAUGCUGUGGAAAAUGUGUGCAGACCAAGUGUAUUAUACACACAGCAGACAAUUCUGAACUCAUCUUGAGUCCUGGAGACUUUAAAAAUGAUCCUCACAACAACUGCACCAUUUAUAGCUGUGUGGAUGUCCACAACCAGCUUAUCGCUUCCACAUCUGAGAUUACCUGUCCAGCAUUCAAUGAGGAGAGCUGCAAACCUGGAACUAUUUCUUUCUUACCUAACGGUUGUUGCAAAACCUGUGCCCCUCUGGACAGCAGCACCCCGUGCUCUGUGCGCCACAGAACAGACUUUAUCGUCUACAAUGGCUGCCGCUCCGUGGACAGAGUUGACUUGACUGAAUGUGAAGGAACAUGUGGAACCUUCUCGCUAUACUCUGCUGAGGCUAAUUCUAUGGACCACAGCUGCUCCUGCUGCAGAGAAACAAGGACCACUGAGAAGCAUGUGGUUCUGAAAUGCCCCGGUGGGCACUCAGUGUCACACAAGUACAUCUAUGUGGAGAGCUGCAGCUGUCAAGACACUGCAUGCAGCAGGCCCCAGUCCAAUGACCUGCAGAGCAACAAAGAAAAUGACAAGGCGAGCACUCUGAGCCGGGUCAAGAGAGCCAUCAGCUUAACAUCAAAAUGAAGGCAAAAACCCUGGCACCGUUAACUAAAAGGACUGAAAACCAUUCUUAACUUCCUUCAGUACUUCUGAAUUUUACUUUUCCCAGUAACUGCAUCCUGUUUGUUCUCUACUCUAUUUAUUUGUGCACAAAAUAAGAACACAAAUUUGU
Messenger RNA from Ficedula albicollis (Collared flycatcher), 9951 nucleotides. It is a transcript of the gene MUC2, whose product is annotated as mucin 2, oligomeric mucus/gel-forming. The coding region runs from base 6 to 9803 and encodes 3265 amino acids. Gene Ontology annotation, molecular function: protein binding. Gene Ontology annotation, cellular component: extracellular matrix. NCBI's taxonomy places the organism in Eukaryota, Metazoa, Chordata, Aves, Passeriformes, Muscicapidae. The transcript has 61 exons. The record is from RefSeq and is a predicted model, not a curated record.